Messenger RNA from Peronospora belbahrii, 960 nucleotides. The record is from the annotation of a GenBank genome assembly. Lineage: Eukaryota; Oomycota; Peronosporomycetes; Peronosporales; Peronosporaceae.
AUGCCAUCUCGUCGACCUCCUAGUCCUAGUCCUUCCGACACCGUCGAGACUCGUAAAAUAUUACCAGCUCGUAGUUCUCGUGGAAGUCGUAUCAAUAAGCUCAUUGGUGAGGAGGCUGAAGCAGAUGCAUCGUUUUGGGGUCAAUCAGCUUGGCAGGAAGAUGGUGAAGACGAGGACUAUUCGACCGAAGCAGAGGAGGAUGAUAUUGUAGACUCUGAUUUCGACCAACAAGAAGCUCCAGAUGACGACGUCCACGAUGCAGAAGAAGAUGAUGAACCCGCGCGACGAAAGCACUCGGCGGCAAGUUUAGGGCGAUACAAAGAACCCAUGCAACCUCGGCCGGCUAAAAAGAAGGCUGCAAUAGCAGUUGGUGAGACUCCAGUACCUCUUGCUGCACGCCCGACGUCAGUUUAUAAGUAUGUGGCACCAACGGUGCGCUCGUCGACGGCUAGGAAGUCGUCGAUAUCUUCAGAGAUGAGACAUCGAGCAUUAAGUGAUGCAGCAAAGCCGACUGCAAAGUGCAAAAAGCCGUUGGUAGAAAAGUCGGGUAAUCGGUUGACACAAGCUCAAUUAUUGGCAGAAGCUGUGAGGACAGAGGUAGAAAACACGCAAUCGCUACAGAGACUGGAGCAGCUGGAAGAGGAGAAGAAGGUGGAGAGUGUAGCGCCUAAGGCACCAUGUUCAGGGAGGAUGGUGAGAUAUUAUAGCAGGCUUGGCGCACCCAAGACGAUUACAUUCUUGAACACGUUGGACUACCCUCCAAUCUUUAACCAACCCAAGCCUAAAAAAAGGAUUAGUUCGCAACAACAAAAGAUCGAUAGGAUGAAGUUUGAGGCAGAGGAGGAAAAAGAAAAGCAGGACAACGGAAUGGCGCAGGGCAACAAAUUGGAAGAGAAAGACGGUCAGCAGCAUGGGUUGGUACAAAACAGCACACCGACAGCUACGAAAGCGGCGGCUUGA